Anolis sagrei ordinatus is the source of this 909-nucleotide messenger RNA. It is a transcript of the gene TNNT1, whose product is annotated as troponin T1, slow skeletal type. The record is from RefSeq and is a predicted model, not a curated record. Lineage: Eukaryota; Metazoa; Chordata; Lepidosauria; Squamata; Anolidae. Gene Ontology annotation, biological process: sarcomere organization; regulation of muscle contraction; slow-twitch skeletal muscle fiber contraction. Gene Ontology annotation, molecular function: tropomyosin binding; troponin T binding. Gene Ontology annotation, cellular component: troponin complex.
AGAGCAACCUGAAGAAGAAGAGGAAGAGCGACCCAAACCAAGGCCAGUGGUUCCACAGUUGGCUCCUCCGAAAAUCCCAGAGGGAGAGAGAGUAGAUUUCGAUGACAUCCACCGCAAGCGUAUGGAAAAGGACCUGCUGGAGUUGCAGACCCUCAUUGAUGUACACUUUGAGCAGAGGAAAAAGGAAGAGGAAGAACUUGUUGGUCUCAUGUCAAGGAUUGAGCACCGACGGGCAGAAAGGGCUGAACAACAGCGGGUCCGCACUGAGAAAGAACGGGAGCGACAAGCCAAACUUGCAGAAGAGAAGAUGAGGAAGGAGGAGGAAGAGGCUAAGAAGAGAGCUGAAGAUGAUGCCAAGAAGAAGAAAGUGCUCUCCAACAUGGGUGCUCAUUUUGGUGGCUACCUGGUCAAGGCUGAGCAAAAGCGGGGCAAGAGGCAGACGGGCCGUGAAAUGAAGAUCCGGAUCUUAUCUGAGCGAAGAAAGCCUCUGAACAUAGAUAAUAUGAAUGAGCAACAGCUGAGGGACAAAGCCAAGGAAUUGCAUGACUGGAUCCAUCAGCUUGAGUCAGAAAAGUUUGACCUGAUGGAGAAACUCCAAGGCCAGAAAUAUGAGAUCAAUGUCCUUUACAACCGGAUCAGCCAUGCUCAGAAAUUCAAAAAAGGUGCCGGAAAAGCCAGACUUGGCGGACGCUGGAAGUAAAAAAACUCAAGAAACCAGGUCUGGACGCUUCAUUGGCAGGAAAAAAAAUGGCUAUUGACUCCAUCGCAUAGCUUGCCCUUGUCUAGUUUUGUUCUGAAAUUGACCACUCUGCCCUGUAUCCAUUCUCUUCCACUUCUUGUCAUGUGUGCCUGUAACAUAUUGCAUGUUAUGAACCACACACAAUAAACCAACUUCUCUCCUCUGCGGAA